CCCCUCCCCUCCCUCCUCCUCUUCCACAACCCUGCAUGCAGUGAUUCUCUAUCCGCUUUUAGAGAACUACUGCAUUUUCGUAUAGUACUCGAUCGUAUACCUUCUUCGUUCAACACCCACAUACGUACACACAUCCAAAAGAGCCAUUCCGUGCAGCUAGCUAGCUACCUAGUUUCCAGCAAAAAUGGCACGCCAAAUCGUCGUUCUUCUCCUAGUUAUCUUUGCUGUUGUCGGGCUGGCUUUCGCCGAGACACAGACCCCAACCUCUGCACCUGCCCCAAACAACGACGAUAUUGGAAACACUGACGACGGAAGCAGUGGUAACGAGGUCGUUGCGGCCCCAGUCGGUGGACCUGUGUCUGCUGAUGUUUUCCCUCCAACCGAUGCUGAAGGUCCUGGGACAAAUGCUAGUGGCGCUGCUGCCCUCAAGGCCUACGGCGUCGCUGGAACCUUGGUGGCUGGUGCUGUUGCUGGCUUCUUUAGUUUUUAUUAAUUAAUUAAUCAAGCCGUAGUGCAUAACCACCAUUAAUUGAGGCUUAUUUUAAAAA
Molecule: messenger RNA, 548 nt
Organism: Juglans regia (Persian walnut)
Lineage: Eukaryota; Viridiplantae; Streptophyta; Magnoliopsida; Fagales; Juglandaceae
Exons: 1
Coding region: 185-493 (102 amino acids)
Source: RefSeq, a predicted model, not a curated record